This is a messenger RNA of Helobdella robusta, 1059 nucleotides long. RefSeq lists its product as hypothetical. The transcript is spliced from 3 exons. The record is from RefSeq and is a predicted model, not a curated record. Gene Ontology annotation, biological process: protein maturation; protein localization to plasma membrane. Gene Ontology annotation, cellular component: membrane. The coding region runs from base 1 to 1059 and encodes 352 amino acids. Lineage: Eukaryota; Metazoa; Annelida; Clitellata; Rhynchobdellida; Glossiphoniidae.
AUGGAUGAAAAGUCGCAAUCGGUGCCCCAAGAAAAUGAUAAAACUCUCGCUAACGAAAAUGAACCAACUGAGAAAUUGGGGUUUUUUCGAGAUUUCUUUCAAAAAUUUGUCGAAAGAGAAAAACUGUUAGAUUUCACAGAACCCAGUACUAAAAAUCCUCGAAAACAUAAAGAACCGUUUACGUGGCGAAUUUUAUCUUUUUUCAAUUUUUUAAUUUUUACCAUUUCCUUCAUGGCCGGCUCAUAUUUAGUUGGAAUUCAUUUCAAAAUGGCUCCGUACAUGUCCGUUGUUGAAGGUUACGACAGAGGAGGCAUGUUUCUUACUGUUUCAGCAGUCAACUACACAACAGGCAUGAUUGCACUUCUGGGGUUUUGCAUGUCAAACUCCACCUUGCACAAUCGAAGACACGGAAGUGGUCACAUGAUGCUCUACAUGCACAUGCUCUGGGUAUUUGGCAUGAUUCUCAUCCUUAUUACUACUAUUGCCAUGUGUCAUGGAGCUUAUCUUCAGCUAGAUGAUAAUUUUCAGGGUGGUUUUUACAUGUCAAUGCUCAAAUAUGAAACAGACAAGGCAGUUGCAUUGAAAAUAGAUGAUAUACAGAAGGAUUUCAAGUGCUGUGGAAAUAUGGGACCAGAUGAAUGGUUCAAAAUAUCAUGGGAUGACAUGAUCCCAGACGAUAAGAAGGGAGUACCUAAGAGUUGUUGUGACACAAGUAGGUUCCCUCUUGAUGAAUGUGUCAGUUUUGAGGACAUUACUGAAAAGGAUGGUUUGACAAUAUUUUAUGAGAGUUGCCUUGAGAACAUAAAAAGCAGAUACAGGCAGGUUCUGAAUGUCUGUUUUGCUAGCAUGAGUUUUUCAUUAUCGGUCAUGUUGAUCUGUUUCGUUCUGGGCAUCCUCAACAUCAGAUGGGUCAAGAACUACCGAAAAAUUAUUCUCAGAGAAAGAUUGAGACAUCUUGCCAAAGUGCUUGACUAUACCGAAAUUGGGCAGAAAUUUUUAAAUAAACUGCUGUCUAAAGAAGAAAGCGAACUUGAAUCUGAUGUGCUAGAUAAAAUAUAA